This is a messenger RNA of Charadrius vociferus (killdeer), 606 nucleotides long. It is a transcript of the gene SPHK1, whose product is annotated as sphingosine kinase 1. The transcript is spliced from 5 exons. The record is from RefSeq and is a predicted model, not a curated record. Gene Ontology annotation, cellular component: cytoplasm; membrane; intracellular membrane-bounded organelle. NCBI's taxonomy places the organism in Eukaryota, Metazoa, Chordata, Aves, Charadriiformes, Charadriidae. The annotation marks the transcript as partial. Gene Ontology annotation, biological process: negative regulation of apoptotic process; sphingosine biosynthetic process; cellular response to growth factor stimulus.
CCUGUGAGCCCCCGUGGCGGUGCCGGCCGCGCGCUCGAGGACUUCCAGGCGGUGGUGCAGCCCAUGCUGGCCGAGGCCGAGAUCGCCACCACCGUCUUCAUCACCGAGAGACCCCACCACGCUCAUGAGAAAGUACGGGAUGAGGACCUGUCGCAGUGGGACACGUUGGUGGUCAUGGCCGGGGAUGGGCUCCUGUAUGAGGUGGUGAACGGGCUCAUGGAGCGGCCAGACUGGGAAGACACCAUGAAGAAGCCGCUGUGCAUCCUGCCGGGGGGCUCCGGGAACGCCCUGGCCGCCUCCAUCAACCACUACGCAGGCAACGAUCACGUGGCCAAGAAGAAGCUGCUGACGAACUGCACCUUCAUCCUGUGCAAGGGGCUGCACACGCAGAUGGACCUGGUCUCGCUGAGCACGGCCUCGGGCAAGCGCCUCUUCUCCUUCCUCGGCUUCGGCUGGGGCUUCAUCUCAGAUGUGGACAUCGACAGCGAGAAGUACCGCCGGCUGGGCAAUGCCCGCUUCACCCUGGGCACCCUCCAGUGCCUGGCCAAGCUGCGGGUGUACCAGGGCCGCCUCUCCUACCUGCCCGCCCUCCCCGAGCAGGGCACC